GGCCAGCAAUGGCGGGAAAGCACACGCCAGAGCUAGAGCCGCAGGGGAUCCGCCGAUGGUGAAGCCUUUUCCUCCAACGCGGGGGUCAAGCCGUCUGUAAGUCUCGGGCAACGGGCUGAAGCCGUCGCCGCGCGAGAGGACGGCAGACGUCGUCGACUCCCAAUUUUGCUUUGAUAAUCACAAUUAACCGUUAAUAGUUGGCAUAAUAAAUGGCGUUGGAGAUGCCCUAAUCCCAAACUCGCCGACCGGCCGCGCCCCCGAUUCGGCGAGGCAGCUGCUGAACCGUUCAUCUGGCGGCUGAACCGUUCUGGCCCCCGAACCCGAAAAACCCGCGUCAUCUGGCGGCACGGUCGCCGCCGCCGUUGUCCCCGAGACCAGUCCGCCAGGAUGCUCCGCGCCGCCAUCUCACGCCUCGGCGCGCGCCUCCGCCUCCACCACGACCCCCGAGCCCACCACCCAUUCCCGCCCUCCCCUCACCUCCGCGCUUUCUCCACCCGCCGCGGCAAGCAGUCCUCCCCCACCGCGUCGCCCGCGGACUACGACGACGAGGGCCCCCUACGCGGCCUCUUUGUGCUCUCCCGCGAUCCCGAGAGCCCUCCGCGGCUGCUGGUGGUGCAACCGCGCCUCCGGCCCGGGAGCCUGCUCGACUCCAAGCUCGCCGAGGCGCUCAACCUCGCCAACUCCCUGGAGGAGCCCCGCGACGGCUUCUACGACCGGGAGUUCAGCUCCAAGGGUGCGCCGCCGCACCUCGUCGUCCAGAAUCCCGCUUCCCGCGGCCGCUCACACGCAGAUACAUAUUUCGGACCUGGAACUGUGGAUAAUGUCAAGUGCUUCCUGAGGGCAUCAGAGUCAGAGGAAGAUGUGGAUGCAGUUUUUGUUAAUGCAAUUCUCUCCGGAAUCCAACAGAGAAACUUGGAGGUUGCGUGGGGAAAGCCAGUUUUGGACCGUGUUGGGCUCAUAAUUGAAAUAUUCAAUGCUCAUGCCGAAACAAAGGAAGCAAAGUUACAGUCAGAGUUGGCAGCUCUCAUGUACAUGAAGACUAGGCUUGUUCGAGUACGUGGCCCAGGUGGGCGAUUAACUUUUGGUCCAAGUGGGGAAGCUGAGGUUGUCAGUGCAAGAGGGAGAGGAAGUGGGGGACGGGGCUUCAUGAGUGGUGCUGGUGAAACAGAACUUCAACUACAACGGAGGAGAAUCCAAGAACGGCGCGUGAGCUUGUUAGCUCAAAUUGAAGAUGUACGCCGUACUAGAGCCAUACAACGUUCAAGUCGGAAAAGGCACGGUGGCUCAUUUGGUCAAGAGCUUGUAACUGUUGCAGUUGUUGGAUAUACAAAUGCAGGGAAAUCUACGCUAGUGAGUGCACUUUCUGAAACUGACCUGUACAGUGAUGAUAGGCUGUUUGCAACAGUAGAUCCCCGGUUACAAAGUGUGAUUCUUCCAUCAGGGAGAAAAGCACUUCUUAGUGAUACCGUUGGCUUCAUCUCAGAUUUACCCAUACAGCUAGUGGAAGCAUUUCAUGCCACCCUGGAAGAAGUGAUUGAAGCAGACAUGUUAGUGCAUGUGUUGGAUGCAAGUGCACCUGAUCUUGAGGAGCAUCGAUCUACUGUAUUGCAAGUACUGCAGCAGAUAGGUGUUACACAGGAGAAGAUCAACAGUAUGAUUGAAGUUUGGAACAAGAUUGAUCUUGUGGAUGAGAAUGCUGCAUCUGAUGGGGUUGAGGAUGAGAUAUUCCUGACUGAAGGUGAAGAGGAGUAUGACAUAUUCUCUGAAGAUGAUGUUCCAUCAGAACAAUCAUCUUUGGAUUCCUUAGAUAAUGGAGCAGAUACAGAAUUUUUACCCGAAGAAAAUUUCGAAGAUAGCAUCGAUGAAGUAUCAUCUAAAGAGUCAUCUGAGAUGAAAGCAGUAAACCCAGAGUUAUCAUCAAGAGAAUGUUUUGGAGAGCUUCGUGUCCCAGAUGCAAAUGGAUGUGCUUUGACACAACAAAUGCCCAUUUGUCAUGUGAAAACUUCUGCUGUGACAGGGAUAGGAUUGCAAGAGUUGUUGACAUUGAUAGAUACGAAAUUGACUGAACAACAAAAUGUUGUGCAAAGAAGCUAUGGGCCUUUAGAUAGAAAAUGGAGACCUACUUGCUCUAUGGAUGACGAAAAGGCUGCAGAACAGUAGGUAUGCUGUGCCUUCUUAUUUCCCCUGUCUAUAUGUUACUGAGAUCAAUAGCAGUAUAGUACUCAGUUUCUGUGUUUGCCUCCAGUAGACAGGGAAAUUAUGCAAUGCUUUUGGAUAUGCACUUAUGCAUGUUGUACGAUUUGUAUUAAUAGUCAUUCAAAGAGUACAUUGAUACUCUUCCUGAAAACUUUUGCAUCAGAAAGAUUGACAAGAACCUGCAGUGAGGAACAUACGAAUUUUGAUCAAAGCAAGUCAUUUAACAGAUUGAUGAAUUUCAAUUUAUCCAUCAGCAAUGU
This is a messenger RNA of Panicum virgatum (switchgrass), 2456 nucleotides long. RefSeq names its product GTP-binding protein At3g49725, chloroplastic-like. Gene Ontology annotation, cellular component: cytoplasm. Gene Ontology annotation, molecular function: ribosome binding; GTP binding. NCBI's taxonomy places the organism in Eukaryota, Viridiplantae, Streptophyta, Magnoliopsida, Poales, Poaceae. The transcript is spliced from 13 exons. The record is from RefSeq and is a predicted model, not a curated record. The coding region runs from base 388 to 2160 and encodes 590 amino acids.